GAUUUUAGAUCAUCAACCUAUAAUUUGCCUUGCUAACAUUUAAGCAUGACAAAUAUUGCAGCCCUUGUAUCAUUUUCUUUGUUAUGCCUUUUGGCUACUGCACACUGUUAUGGUGUAAAGGGAAACAACCCUCUUGCUAGACUCAUUGAGGCUCAGAAUUUGAAAAGGCCAUCUACUUUCCGCAAAGCAGUACGAAAUGUUGAGUAUUCACCCGUGUUUGUUGGAUCUCAGGAUGGAUUAAAGGAAGCUGACAAGGUAGAAUCAUUGCCAGGGCAACCUGAUGGAACAACUUUCGAACAAUACUCUGGCUAUGUCACAGUUGAUCCGGUUGCUGGAAGAGCACUCUUCUACUACCUUGCGCAGUCAGAAAAUUCUUCUAGCCAGCCUUUGGUUCUAUGGCUAAAUGGAGGACCUGGUUGUUCUUCAUUUGGAAAUGGAGCAAUGAUGGAACUUGGUCCAUUUAGAGUGAAUAGUGAUGGCAAAACCUUAUCCCAGAACAAGUAUGCUUGGAACAAUGAGGCAAAUAUGUUAUUCUUAGAAUCACCAGCUGGUGUUGGAUUUUCAUACUCUAACACAACAUCAGAUUAUGUAACCGGAGACACAAAAACCGCAGAAGAUGCUUACACAUUUUUAAUUAACUGGCUGGAAAGAUUUCCAGAGUACCAAACCCGAGAUUUUUACAUUGCUGGAGAGAGCUAUGCAGGACACUAUAUUCCCCAACUAGCUCAACUAAUCCUUCAGAACAACAAAAUCACUAACCAAACUGUCAUCAACCUUAAAGGAAUUGCUAUUGGCAAUGCAUAUGUCGACCAGUUAACACAAUACAGCGGAUCAUAUGAUUACUAUUGGUCGCAUGCUCUACUAUCUGAUGAAAUUCAUGAGGGCAUCACCAUUAAUUGCAACUUUUCGGCAAUUCCAAAUGUUACAGAAGCAUGUAUAACCUAUCUUCAGGAAGUAGACCUUGGUGAUAUUUUUCCUUAUGAUAUAUAUGCUCCCUGGUGUGACACUUCAAGCGGUUCACCCUCAACAUCAGGAUUUGAUCCAUGCACUGAUAAUUAUAUCGACACAUACUUGAAUACUCAACUAGUUCAGACAUCACUUCAUGUCACUGUUCCUCCAAAGUCAUGGGCAUCUUGCAACGAUGAUAUAUAUGAUAACUGGACAGACUCCCCAGCAACAGUCUUGCCUGUUAUUAAGGAACUCAUGAACAGUGGCAUCAGUGUUUGGUUAUACAGCGGAGACACGGAUGGUGUAGUGCCAGUGACAACAACAAGAUAUGCCAUAGACUACCUUCAAACGUCGGUUAAAACACCAUGGUACCCCUGGUACACUCAAGCCGAGGUGGGAGGUUAUGCAGUUGGAUAUGAAAAUCUGACAUUCGUGACUGUAAGGGGGUCUGGACAUUUUGUUCCAAGCUACCAGCCUUCCCGAGGUCUUGCUUUAUUUUCUUCAUUUUUGGCGGGAGAGCUUCCUCCGUCCGGUGAGAACUUAAGCAUGGCAAGGAUCGCAACCCUUUUAUCACUUUCUGUCUUAUGCCUUGUGGCUUCUGUGCAAUGUUAUGGUGGAAAGGGAGAUAACCCUCUUGCCAAAUUUAUCGAGGCCCAGAAGUCCAAAAGGCCAUCUACUUUCCGCAAUGAGGUUCUAGAUGUUGAGUAUUCACCAGUGUUUGUUGAAUCUCAAGACGGAUUGAAGGAAGCUGACAGGGUAGAAUCAUUGCCAGGGCAACCUGAUGGAACAGCUUUUGAUCAGUACUCGGGCUAUGUCACAGUUGAUCCGGUUGCUGGAAGAGCACUUUUCUACUAUUUUGCGCAGUCUGAAAAUUCUUCUAGCCAGCCUCUUGUCCUAUGGCUUAAUGGAGGACCUGGCUGUUCUUCAUUUGGAAAUGGAGCAAUGAUGGAACUUGGACCAUUUAGAGUCAAUAGUGAUGGCCAAACAUUAUCCCAGAACAAGUAUGCCUGGAACAAUGAGGCAAAUAUGUUAUUCUUGGAAUCACCAGCUGGUGUUGGAUUUUCAUACUCUAACACAACAUCAGAUUAUGUAACCGGAGACACAAAAACUGCAGCAGAUGCUUACACAUUUUUAAUUAACUGGCUGGAAAGGUUUCCAGAGUACCAAACCCGAGAUUUCUACAUUACAGGAGAGAGCUAUGCAGGACACUAUAUUCCUCAAUUAGCUCAACUAAUUCUUCACAAUAACAAAAUCACCAACCAAACUGUCAUUAAUCUGAAAGGAAUUGCUAUUGGUAACGCGUAUAUAGACAUAGAAACACAGCACAGAGGAUCGUAUGAUUAUUUCUGGUCACACGCUCUAUUAUCUGACGAAAUUCAUGAAGGCAUCACUUUGAACUGCAACUUUUCUGCAAAUGCGAAUGUUUCAGAAGCAUGUAUAACCUAUCUCCAGCAAGUAGACCUUGGUGAUAUUUUCUCUUAUGAUAUAUAUGCGCCCUUGUGCGGUUCUUCCACUGGUUCACCAUCGACGUCAGGAUUUGAUCCGUGCACAGAUAGUUAUAUCAACACGUACCUGAACACUCAACUAGUUCAGUCUUCACUUCAUGUCACUCUUCCUCCAAAGUCAUGGGCAUCUUGCAACUUCGACAUUAAUGCUCAUUGGAAUGAGUCCCCAGCAACCGUGUUGCCUGUUAUUAAGGAACUCAUGAGCAGUGGCAUCAGUGUUUGGCUAUACAGCGGUGACACAGAUGGUGCAGUGCCAGUGACCACAACACGAUACGCGAUAGACUACCUUCAAACAUCAGUUAAAACUCCAUGGUACCCCUGGUACACUCAAGCUGAGGUGGGCGGAUACGCGGUUGGAUAUGAAAAUUUGACAUUUGUGACAGUAAGGGGAUCCGGACAUUUUGUUCCGAGUUAUCAGCCUUCUCGCGCUCUUGCUUUGUUCUCUUCCUUCUUGGCUGGGGAGCUUCCUCCUUCCAACGAGAGCUAAUCUGGCUAGAUUCUGUGUUGUCCAGAAAAGGAGGCUUCCUCAAUUUGAGUACAAAUAAUAGAAGGUUGAGAUGCAUUGGCAAAUAAAUUUUUCAACCCAUAAAUAUGUUCAGCAUUGCUAUUCCAAAAUCUGAUUAUUCAGUAUACUGUAAUAAACAUGCAUGCACUUAGCAAAAAAAAUAAA
Molecule: messenger RNA, 3123 nt
Organism: Daucus carota subsp. sativus
Lineage: Eukaryota; Viridiplantae; Streptophyta; Magnoliopsida; Apiales; Apiaceae
Exons: 14
Coding region: 46-2940 (964 amino acids)
Biological process (GO): proteolysis
Cellular component (GO): vacuole
Molecular function (GO): serine-type carboxypeptidase activity
Source: RefSeq, a predicted model, not a curated record